Messenger RNA from Sinocyclocheilus rhinocerous, 1600 nucleotides. Its product is annotated as proline-rich protein 12-like. The transcript is spliced from 3 exons. The annotation marks the transcript as partial. The record is from RefSeq and is a predicted model, not a curated record. Lineage: Eukaryota; Metazoa; Chordata; Actinopteri; Cypriniformes; Cyprinidae.
ACGUUCUACGGUGUGUUUACCUUGUUUGAACCCUGUCGCAACCAUUUUGAAUUUCCUUGUGUUUCUGCUCCACAGGAAGCUCUUCACACUUUCCCUCAGAUUACGGCGGAGUCCCUGGACUCAGUGACGGUGAGGGUCAGACUGAGUGGUGAAUGCUACAACCGCAAAACCCUGAACCGCAUCAAAAAGAGUGUUCCCAAACCACAGGACCUCAAGUUGUCAACAGAAACAUGUCGACUCUACAGUCUCUACCAUUCGCUGCAUCAUUAUAAAUAUCACACCUUCUUACACUGUAAGAAAGAGACGAACACUAUAGAGCAGGCUUCAGAAGAUCCCGGACAAGAGGAAGUUGUUCAGCAGUGCAUGGCCAAUCAGAGCUGGCUGGAGACCCUCUUCAACACCUUCUUAGAGCUGAUGACCCUCAGCACCAAAGCUUAAGACAGAGAGGAAACAUGAAAACGGAGAAACGUUGAGAAAUGUACAAAGAAGCUGGGUUUAUUGUUGCCUAGCUCUCCUGUCCUCCUCCUCCUCGGUUUUACAGAAAUCUUUCUUUUAAACGGCGACAGGAGAGGACCGGGCCGCCAGACAGUAACUUUAUUAACUCUUUACAAACGCCUGCAAAAAUGCAGGAUCCCUCCUGAACGUUCAGGCAAAUGGAUGUGACCAAACUGAGAUCCGAUUUUAACGAAUUUUCACUGAAUCCGAAGGAAAUGGUACACAGAGCUACGGUUGACGGAAUAUACUGUGUGGAGUCUUUAUACUUUGGAAUCGUGGGAAUUACUGACAGGAGGAAUUCGCUUCGCGACGACACUAGGAGGAAGUCUUACUGAAUUUUACACGAAUAAUUUUUUUAAGACAAUAUCAGUUUUAUUCCAGCUUUUUUUCUGAAACGAGAGCGAGAGAGAGAGAGAGAGAUGGACGGUUCUGUUUUAUAAACGAGCGCAGAUGGGAAAGCAGUCGCGGGAAGAUGAUGCGUGCAACGACAUGUGAUGACAUUCAACGCUUUAGUCAACACACGUGAAACAAGUGAGCUAAAGUAAUACAUUUUUAUUAUUUAUAAAGACAUUUUUAACAGGAGUUCGCACAUACAGUACAAACCAGUGAUGCUUCAUAUAAAACGGUUCAAAUAAUCUUCCUUCAGAUGUUCUAAAUGGAUCUUAUUGCCACAUUCUGAGCCGUCUUCCUUUUUGCUCAUCCAAGGUGGGUAGAUAGAUACCAUGGAAAAUGUAUUAUCGUUUUUAUCUGUUACAGAAGAGAAAAAGACAAGAGUAGAACAAAUUAUUCAAGCUACGCAAAACGGUAUUAUUGCAGUGCAUUCUACAGAGAAAAUAAAUGGAAUCGAAAGCGAGAGCGAAGCAUCUGGUUCCCAUUAGGGAGGGAUUAUGUAUUAGUACUAUUUAAAAUGGAAAUUUGUUUUUGUUUGUUUGUCUUUUGUCUGUAUUCUGAGUAUUCUUUUGGAACAAUCUAAUACUGUGCUUCUUUCAAAAGUAAAGCCUUUGUGUAAAUAUUGUACAGCUCUUGACAGAAAUCUCCCGGUUCUUCUGUACAUGGACUAUCCCUGUAUUUGACAAACAAAUAAAACCAUCAACAACUACAUUGU